AUGCCAGAUUUCGGUGGCUUGCACAGCUGGACGUCGAAGCUGCGGGCAUUUCUGAAAACACCAUCUUCCUCCACCACCAAACAUUCCUCGAUCCGCGCGCAGAAAAAACGAACGUCAAUUCCAUUCCAACCCGUCAAUCCCAAUCUUAUGGAUACAUCAUUGCACCACGUCUGGGAGAGCGCUUCCGGCAACCCAUUCAUCCCAACCGUCAGCAAGGAUAGCCACUUCGUCGUUGGCUUUUCCCUAUUGACAAUUGGACUUCUCCUUUCCGGACUGUUUGGCCUGAGUAGGUUUGGAACCUAUCUUGGGUAGCUGGCCUUUCUAAUCGUGAAAUAGACCGAUCUGUGGUCAACAUCCCAUUAAUUGGGAUUCCAGCUUCGUUAUCCAUUGCGUAAGUAUAACCCAUUGGAUGAUACUUGACGUCUUUCUCAUGUACGGCAGAUUCGGUGCGGUGUAUAUGAUCUGCGCGGUUGGCGUUUAUGUUUAA
This is a messenger RNA of Hymenoscyphus albidus, 487 nucleotides long. The record is from the annotation of a GenBank genome assembly. Lineage: Eukaryota; Fungi; Ascomycota; Leotiomycetes; Helotiales; Helotiaceae.